This is a messenger RNA of Chaetomium fimeti, 405 nucleotides long. RefSeq lists its product as uncharacterized. The transcript is spliced from 3 exons. The record is from RefSeq and is a predicted model, not a curated record. Bases 1 to 405 code for a protein of 134 amino acids. Lineage: Eukaryota; Fungi; Ascomycota; Sordariomycetes; Sordariales; Chaetomiaceae.
AUGUGGGUACACAUGACUCGUUCCCACAAGUUCAACGACAAGGACCACGCCGGCCUGGCCGACGGCACCGUCCUCCCGCAUGAGUCGCUGCCCAAGUUCUUCGCCAAGAACGGCUUUGCUGAUGCCGACCCCAAGAAGACCAAGAAGAAUGGCGGUGGUCGGGCCAACUGGGGCAACGCUGGUGACGAAGUGGUUGACGAAGACUUCAACUUCCACAACGCCCGCCGCCGCUCCAACAGCAGUAGUCUGUCGAGCAAUAUCGAAAACCUCAAGACCAAGUUCGAGGUCAACGAGCCCGAGCCCGUCUUCGAGGAGAACAUGGGCCCCGUGGACGAGGAGGGCAAGACCGAAACCCCGUCGAGCGGCUCUAGCGUCGACGACAACAAGUCUCACAAGGAGUUGUAA